Messenger RNA from Neodiprion virginianus, 3152 nucleotides. Its product is annotated as facilitated trehalose transporter Tret1-like. Gene Ontology annotation, biological process: transmembrane transport. The transcript is spliced from 3 exons. Lineage: Eukaryota; Metazoa; Arthropoda; Insecta; Hymenoptera; Diprionidae. Bases 1668 to 3149 code for a protein of 493 amino acids. Gene Ontology annotation, molecular function: transmembrane transporter activity. The record is from RefSeq and is a predicted model, not a curated record. Gene Ontology annotation, cellular component: membrane.
AAGUCUGUAACACUGAUCAUACCACACUAUCCUUAUCGAAGUGUGGUAAAUCAAGGAAAUCGAGUGUCGUAUUGCUUGCAUCGAAGACUUUUGUUCCUCUCGCUUUUGUACGCGUGUGUUGCUAUAACGCUGUUAAAUGUCAGAAUUGCCAAAUGUCUUCCAAUUAUUUCGACAACUCGUCAUCUCAAACUUACUUGGAAGUAUUUUAUACUCAAACGGGCUCAUAACAAUCGUUUUAUGUUUUACACAAUUUGACCAGCGUGCUGGCAUACAACGUCUGCGUCAGGAGGCUUAAAUACUUAAUGCCAAUCAGCCAAACUGUGGAAUCCUGUAAUAUUUUCAUUUUCUACGACAUGAUUUAGAGAUGUAUAAUCAAUUCAACCGUCGUAGACGAUGAUAACGUUCAAUAAGCUAAUCACUAAGUUCACUUUAAACGAUUGUAUAAAUGAUAAAUAUGUGGUUAUUAUUAUAUAAAUAUAAGACGAUCAAUUGUCUGUAAGGAUUUAUGUAACUUAUUGCUUUGUAUAAUGCAAAUCUUAUUUAAUUAUUUCACAGGGUCUUCUGUAUUAAAAUCCCAAUCCCCAAACUCAAAAUACACAGCAAAAUAAACAUCUAUCUUUCUCGUAGUUCGGCUGAGCGUGAGCGCAAAAAAUCGUGUGCUUUCCAACCAAGGAACACACAUGUUGUUAAAAGUACCGAAAAUAGCCACCUGGUGUCGCAGGGAAACUGGCCGAUCUCACGACAAAAAAGACAGCCAAGUUACGGUAAAAUCGAGAAACUCCAGAUCCCAGUCUUAUUGAGGUUUCCGGCCGUCCGAUCGUCAUGACUUACUCCUAGUGUCGAUUCCAACAAAGUGUCAAUCAACGAAAUUCAGUACUGAUGCUUGUUGAAUGCGAAUCAUUAUCCAAUUAGUGUCGGAAUGAGCAUGAUAACGCCAGCUGACUCACGAUGUAACAAUACAUAUCUUAAAACCAGAAUCAAUUUUAUUAAUGCGGUAAAGACGUACCAUUCAUAGUCUGUUACGUGAAGCCAAUUUGAUUGAACCUAGCUUUGUUUCCUGGAAAGGUAGCAUAAAUUUAUUUUUAAUUAUCCUGACUGUCUGAGCAAAUAGGCACAAGUGAAAAUUCUCACGUUUUCUGUAAAAUACAACAUACUAUCCUGGCUUUACGCCAGCGUAAUUCAAACCGAAUCAACUCCGUAAAUCGAAAAACGACUUUUGCAAGAGGUCACAAACCGAUCCAUGCUCCUGCUGUAUGUUUAUGUGAAAUCGUAACACCUUACGACUCUCACAUGCUCACGUAUCACAUGACAUGCGUAGUGACAUUGACGCUGAUAAGUGUAUGUUCGUUAUCGCUACGGUAGGGCUGCUUACAAGUGCGUCGGCUAACUUGCCCAGCGAUAAUUCUGCUCUGUUCUUGUAGAAAUAUGCGAUUACAGCAUAAAUUAUGUAUCCGUUGCAGUAUAACCAAUUAAGUAUGAUCAUUUGAAGCAGUGCAGUGCUUGAUGUCUAACCAAGACUUGUAACAACUCGUGAGUAUGGUCCAAAUCCGUUAUCUAAACAUCAUUAAUACGAACAGUCUGUUAUCUCAUGUCGUGACGAUCAACUGCGAACAUUUGUAUCACGAAACCGAAUGAUGUUGGUAAAAUAGUGUGCAAGAGUCGCAACAAUGGAUAACGACAAGGCGGCUGCAUCGAACUUGGUCGAUAGGACGGAGAUAACUGGUUCUUGCCAGCACAAAACCGACCCAAACGGGAGAACUCAGUGGAAGCAAUGGAUGGGCAGCAUCACUGCAACGAUGUCGAUGAUCUCCGCUGGCACUGUCUACGGGUGGUACACGACAUGCAUUUCCCGUCUUACAAGUCCCGAAGCUCAGGUGCAUUUUACGACUGACGAAGGAGGCUGGCUUCUGUCUUUGACUGUCGUGGGGUCAAUGAUAGGACCGUUCAUCGGAGCUGCUAUGGCUGAUAGUAUCGGCCGGAAAAAGACUCUGCUGAUAUCUGUUCUUUACUUUAUUAUUGGCUGGGUAACCGUGAUCUUUGCCCGAAGCGUGACAACGUACUACGUGGCUAGGCUGAUCCUUGGCAUCGGAGUCGGCGUUUCGUACACGGUAAACCCGAUGUACGUUUCCGAGGUUGCCGACAUAAACAUUCGCGGUGCUCUUGGAACCUUGAUAGCCACGAACGUGUUCACAGGUUCAUUAUUCGCCUGUGUAGUCGGAUACUGGGCGUCCAUACAGGUCCUGACAAUGAUACUUCUUUCGGUCCCGAUUUUAUUUUUGGCAACAUUCAUCUGGUUUCCUGAGAGCCCAUAUCACCUGGCAGCGAAGGGAAGAUACGAGGAGGCUAUGGCAGCCAUCAAAUUUUUCAAGGGCAUCCAGGAUGAGGUGGAAGUCAGGGAGGAGCUCGACUUUAUUUUACGAAACAUAAACGAGAACAUAGACAGACAGAGCUUUCGGGAAAAGCUAUCAGAGCUGCGUCGACCCAACAAUCGCCGGGCUCUUUUCAUCGUCAUCGGUUUGAUCGCCGCCCAACAACUGAGCGGGUCCUUCACCACUACUUCCUACUUGGAGGAUCUCUUCAAGGACGCUCACAUAGCCCUCGACCCCGACCUUGCGACAUGCAUCGUCUUGGCGGUGAGCCUGGUCUCUUGCACCUUGUCGACCUACACGGUGGAGAAGGCGGGUAGAAGGCCACUCCUGUUUGCCUCGACUCUGGGCACAACCACGACUCUGGGCAUCCUUGCGACUUACAUACUCCUGGAAACCCGGACUUCGAUCGACAUUUCGGUUGUCAACUGGAUCCCAAUUCUGGACGUAAUCCUCUUCCAAAUUGCGUACCAAAUAGGCUUGGGAACUCUGACGAACUCUUUGAUUGGUGAACUUUUCCCAACAAACGUCAAGGGCAUCGCGGGCGCCACGAUCACUGUCACCGACGGUAUUUUGGGAUCCACUAUUUCGAAGCUUUAUCAAGUAAUCGGUGAUCAUCUCGGGAUAUACGUCGUUUAUUACUUCUUUACUGGCUCCUGCCUUCUCGCGUUCUUCUUUGUUCUCGCAUUUGUGCCAGAAACUAAAAACAAAACAUUUGCUCAGAUACAAAUUGACUUGGGCGAUAGUGAACUUCGGUGUGUUAAGCGAAGAAAUAAAGACUGAUGC